Styela clava is the source of this 1439-nucleotide messenger RNA. RefSeq names its product C-type Lectin CRL-like. NCBI's taxonomy places the organism in Eukaryota, Metazoa, Chordata, Ascidiacea, Stolidobranchia, Styelidae. The record is from RefSeq and is a predicted model, not a curated record.
GAACUAACUAUAUACUGUAUAUUUCAAAAAAAUGAGAUCAUUUAUAGCUUUGUUACUCAUAUGCAACAUAAACGCUCAGAGUAUGAAUACCUCUGUAGUUUCCAGUACAAAAUGUGAAACUUGUGAGGUAUCAUGCAAUACAGGGGAAGAGCCUGACUUAUUCGUAAAUAAGAGCGUUGAAAUAUGUUUGGGUCCAAAUGGGAAAAGGGGUCGAGAGGGACCAAUUGGAGAAGCUGGUGAACCUGGGCCUCCUGGAGAAUCGUGUGGCUGCGAGAAAUACGAUGAAUUAUGGACGAAAGCUCAAUUUCUGAGGAAAAUGUUGUUUGCAUUCAAAGAAAACGCCAAGUUGGAUUUUCUUGUCUGGAAAAAAGCAAGCAACGGUUUGUGGUAUCGUUUAUUUGAAGACACCGCUACUUGGACACAAGCAAAAGCAAAUUGCGAAGCACAAAAUGCAAGAUUACCAUCCUCAGGAAUGAGAACAAAAUCGAUAAGAAAAGAAGUUUUUGGUGGUAUUCCAAACUCAAUUGGUAAUCUUUGGCUCGGAUAUAACGAUAUUGCUCGGGAAGGUAGAUGGAUUUGGUCAGACAACAUUGUAUUCCAUAAUUUCCAUUGGCGUCGUGGAGAACCAAAUAACGUUUGGGGGAUGGAAGAUUGCGCUCUUAUGACUAUAGAAUCUCAUGUUCGAGGAGAAAUAUCCUUAAAUGAUGUUCUCUGUACUAGUGAAGCUUUUGUUUCUCGGUACAUCUGUGAGUAUGUGCCAUGAGGUUACUGCAGAAUCAUAACAGAAUGAUUUGAUUUUUCGCAACAUUACGUUCAUUUUUCUUUUCAUGUAUCGUGACAAUUGACAAAUCUCCAAUGCUAUGACGUAGGGUUGGUAAUUUCUUUUAUAAUUCAAGACUUGUCUAGCUCAAAACGUCAGACCUUAGCCAUUACUUUUGUAGGGAUCAGAUAUGUCUACAUACAAUUUGUUGACGUCACUAUACUGGUAUUUCUUUUUAAUUCGACUGUUCAUUCAAGGUUUAUUCAAUGUCGAUUAUAGGCCCUUCAUUUCAUUGUACAUAGUUAAUCAUGACGGAUUAGUGGUGAUAUUUUAACACACCAAAUAAACCUAAUGUCAUUUAUCGGCCCAUUCAUAUUUGAAUUCAAGAUGUAGAUGCAAUAUAAGGAUUUACUUGAAUAUUCGAAUGCAGUGAUUGAUUUGUAAUAUUCUUAGGUUAUGUAUAUUCCUGAUUUUCUUAAACUUGCCUUGAUUUUAACAUGAAUAACACAUUUUCUCAAAAUCAUCAUGUUCAUUUAAUUUACAUUCUAAUAAUUAGACAAUGCUAUAUGAACUAUAAGUGACGGAUACUUUAUAUAUAUAGGCUUUAUGAGAUACCUGCAAUGUAUAGCGCUAAGCAUUACUAUGAGCGACAACUAAUUUCAAUAAAUUCGUACUAGCA